Molecule: messenger RNA, 591 nt
Organism: Saccoglossus kowalevskii
Lineage: Eukaryota; Metazoa; Hemichordata; Enteropneusta; Harrimaniidae
Product: hyaluronan mediated motility receptor-like
Source: RefSeq, a predicted model, not a curated record
AUGGUAACAGAUUGUGAUGUCACUGCUUAUGUUGGUGAUGUCACUGCUGAUCUUGGUGAUGUCACUGCUCAUGCUGAUGAUGUCGCUGCUCAAGUUGGUGAUGUUACUGCUGAUGUUGUUGGUGAUGUCACUGCUGAUGGUGGUGUCACUGCUCAUGAUGUUGCUGCUCAAAUUGGUGAUGUCACUGCUCAUGAUGUUGCUGCUCAAAUUGGUGAUGUCACUGCUGAUGUUGGUGAUGCCACUGCUGAUUUUGGUGAUGUCACUGCUGAUUUUGGUGAUGUCACUGCUGAUUUUGGUGAUAUCGCUGCUGAUUUUGGUGAUAUCACUGCUGAUUUUGGUGAUGUCACUGCUGAUUUUGGUGAUGUCACUGCUGAUUUCGGUGAUAUCGCUGCUGAUUUUGGUGAUAUCACUGCUGAUUUUGGUGAUAUCACUGCUGAUUUUGAUGAUGUCACUGCUGAUUUUGGUGAUAUCAUUGCUGAUUUUGGUGAUGUCACUGCCGAUGUUGAUGAUGUCGCUAUUGCUACAUGUGAUACACCUGAAAUGGCAUCGAUGAAUGUAUUCUAUACAUCCGAUAAUGAAGGUACCGGAUGA